AUGGAUGGAGAUGCGAUGUUUGCUGCGUUUUUCACUCUCUACACUUUGGGAACUGAGGGAAGUCACAGUGAUGCUUCCAAGGAUGAGCAGAACAAGCCUCAUCCUAAAUUUCAAUGCUCAUUUCCCAGGUUUACCUUCAAGAAUUACCAAUUUGUUUUGGCCUUGACUUUUGCUGUUGAAGAGAUCAACAAAAACCCUGCACUUUUACAUAACGUGACUCUCGGGUUUGAUAUCUCUAAUGUUCAAUUUGAAGCUUGGAAAACAUUCAAAAAUGCUUUCAUGAGCCUCUUUGGGAACUAUAACAUUCCAAACUACUCUUGUAUGAGCGACAGCAAGUCUAUAGCAGUCCUUACAGGACCAUCAGGAUUAACAUCUGCCCAAAUGGGGACAUUACUGGACCUCUACAAGUUUCCACAGAUUACCUUUGGGCCUUUUGAUCGUUCCCUGAGUGAUCAUAACAAGUUUCCUGCUCUCUAUCAGAUGGCUCCAAAGGACACACUAAUAGCCACUGCCAUGGUUUCCUUACUGCUUCACUUCAGCUGGAACUGGGUGGGAUGGGAGUUAACCACAAGGAGGAGAUAUUUCAUGCUAGGCUCAUUACAUGUCCCUCUCAUUUUCUUACACCAUCACCCAGAUGUUUCUGGAUUCACAGAUUUUUUCAAGUCAGUUAACCCUUCCAAAUACACGGAAGACUUCUUCCUUGCUUGGCUGUGGUUUCUCUCUUUUAAUUGCUCAGAUUCUGAGUCUGACUGUGUCAUGUGGGAGAACUGUCCUCAUGAUGCCUCUUUGGAUUGGUUGUCUGGGAAUGUUUUUGACAUAUCCAUGUCUGCAGACAGUUACAAUAUAUACAACGCUGUGUAUGCUGUGGCCAACGCUCUCCAUGAGAUGCUUCUUUAUCAAACAGAAGUACAAACAAUGGGAAACAGAAAGGAGCAAAGGCCUUCCCCUGCACAGCUGCAUGGUUUUCUGAAGAACAUCCAAUUUCACAAUCCUGCUGGAGAUCAAGUGAUUUGGGAUGAGAAAAGAAAGUUGGAAGCAGAGUAUGACAUUGUAAACAUUUGGACUUUUCCAGAAGGUCUUGAACUUAAAUUGAAAGUCGGAAUGUUUUCUCCAUAUGCGCAUCAACUGUCUUUAUCUGAAGAUAUGGUAGACUGGGCCAUAGGAACCACAGAGCCUCCUCACUCUGUCUGCAGUGAGAGUUGUGGUCCUGGAUUCAGGAAAUCCCCACAGGAGGGAAAGGCUGCCUGUUGCUUUGAUUGCACUCCCUGCUCAGAAGAUGACAUUGCUAAUGAGACAGAUAUGGAGCAGUGUGUGAAGUGUCCAGAUCAUCAGUAUGCCAACACACAGAGAAACCAGUGCCUCCCAAGAGGUAAAAGUUUCCUAGCUUAUGGAGAACCCUUGGGUACGGCCUUGGCCUGCAUGGCUCUUGGUUUAUCUACACUCACAGCACUUGUUCUUGGGAUCUUUGUGAAAUAUCACAACACCCCCAUUGUCAAGGCUAAUAACCAGGCCCUCAGCUACAUCCUGCUCAUCUCCCUCAUCUUCUGCUUUCUCUGUUCCUUGCUCUUUAUUGGCCAACCCAACACAGUCACCUGCAUUCUACAGCAAACCACAUUUGGAGUUGCAUUCACUGUAUCUGUUUCCGCUGUUUUGGCCAAAACUGUAACUGUGGUUCUGGCCUUCAAGGUCACUUCUCCAGGGAGAAAGAUAAGGUGGCUGCUGGUAUCAGGGGCUCCUAACUUCAUCAUUCUCAUCUGCACCCUGAUCCAGGUGACUCUCUGUGGAAUCUGGCUGGGAACCUCUCCUCCCUUCAUUGACACUGAUGCCCACUUUGAACAUGGCCUCAUCAUCAUCCUGUGUAACAGUGGCUCCCUCACUGCUUUCUACUGUGUCUUGGGUUUCCUGGUUUUACUGGCCCUGACCAGUUUCACUGUGGCUUUCCUGGCCAGGAACCUGCCUGACACCUUCAAUGAAGCCAAGUUCCUCACCUUCAGCAUGCUGGUGUUCUGCAGUGUGUGGCUCACCUUACUGCCAGUCUACCACAGUGCCAAGGGGAAGGUCAUGGUGGCUGUUGAGGUCUUCUCCAUCUUGGCCUCUAGUGCAGGGCUCCUGGGCUGCAUUUUUGCCCCCAAGUGCUACAUCAUCUUGUUGAGGCCAGAGAGAAAUGUUCUGCAUGGCUUCCGGGGCAAAACACAUACUGGGAGAAAUAAGUGUUCUUAA
Perognathus longimembris pacificus (Pacific pocket mouse) is the source of this 2220-nucleotide messenger RNA. Its product is annotated as vomeronasal type-2 receptor 116-like. Gene Ontology annotation, biological process: G protein-coupled receptor signaling pathway. The transcript has 7 exons. The record is from RefSeq and is a predicted model, not a curated record. NCBI's taxonomy places the organism in Eukaryota, Metazoa, Chordata, Mammalia, Rodentia, Heteromyidae. Bases 1 to 2220 code for a protein of 739 amino acids. Gene Ontology annotation, molecular function: G protein-coupled receptor activity. Gene Ontology annotation, cellular component: membrane.